AUGUCCAACAUAUCUGCGAAUGUUACCAGAUUGAAGUUUAUGCAGUCGGGGAAAGCCAAGGAGGAGAAGAAGCUUGACAACUGGUCACGCGUAUUUCUCGUUGAGCCGGAAUGGUGCAGCCUUUCGCGGGAGGAAUUCAACGCCAUUCCCGAGGAGCAACUCCCUGUGUCUUUUAAGGAGAGUUUCUCUUGUGAUAAAAUAUUAGUCUCUGCUCAGUAUCGCCGCAGCUAUAAAGGUUGCAAUCCUCCGAUCGAAAAACAUCAAAAAGUCAUUCGCAACAUGCAGAAGAAAAUGGCAGCAGAGGAUGACACUCCCUCCGCCGCUCCGGAGAACGAUCAGUAA
Molecule: messenger RNA, 342 nt
Organism: Gregarina niphandrodes
Lineage: Eukaryota; Apicomplexa; Conoidasida; Eugregarinorida; Gregarinidae
Product: M-phase phosphoprotein 6
Exons: 2
Coding region: 1-342 (113 amino acids)
Source: RefSeq, a predicted model, not a curated record